AUGGCUGAAUCAAACAUUACAUUGGAGCAGAGUGUUAUUGAUGAAUAUAAAAUCAGUGACGGUACGUUCAGAAGAUGGAAAAGAGAAAGAGAAAAAAUUGAAGAAAUGUGUAGUAAAGAAAAUACUAAAAAUCGCAAAAAACGUCGAUUACUAUCAAUUGAAGAUUUAGAUGAAGCUGUUUAUUUGUGGUUUUGCGGCUGUGAGUUAUUUAAAGCUAGUGACGGCUGGCUUAACAAAUGGAAGUUACGAUUGAAGAUUCGAUCGAUUAGAAUUGCUGGUGAAAAAUUGUCUGCUGAUGUAAAUGCAGCAGAAAAUGAUAAAAAAACUCUCGCACAAAAAAUAAAGAUCAGACAGUUGACUAAGCCUCAGAUUUUUAAUUUUGAUGAAACUCCGUUGGUGUUUAAAUCUCUACCAGUAAAAACAUUUGUUUCUCAUGAAGAAGAUCACACUACAGGUUUUAAAAUCAACAAAGAACGCUACACUGUUGGAGCAUGCUGCAAUGCAGAUGGUUCAUUAAAAUUACCUUUACUUGUAAUUGACAAAUCAGCUAAGCCACGUGCAAUACAAAAUUUGUCACCUAAUAAUUUUGGUGUUUAUUAUAAAGCUCAGAAAAAUGCUUGGAUGGACUCGGAAAUUUUUAAAGAUUGGUUUGAGAAGGAGUUUGUUGAAAGCUCUGCCUAUUGUAGAUAA
Microplitis demolitor is the source of this 690-nucleotide messenger RNA. RefSeq names its product jerky protein homolog-like. Gene Ontology annotation, cellular component: nucleus. Gene Ontology annotation, molecular function: DNA binding. The record is from RefSeq and is a predicted model, not a curated record. Bases 1 to 690 code for a protein of 229 amino acids. Lineage: Eukaryota; Metazoa; Arthropoda; Insecta; Hymenoptera; Braconidae. The transcript has 2 exons.